CUCCCGUGCAACUCCCACCGCCGGUGCUCGGCUGGAUAACCGCGAGCGGGCCGGGCAAGGAGUCGGCGGAGGUCUCGGCGGAGCGGAUCCCUGCUUUCUGCCCGUCCGGGAGCCGGGAGGCUUUGACGCUCCGUAGCUGGAGAGAAGAGGCGAGGAAGAGGCAUGAAAGUUCAGUGAUUGAUGUAACCGGUCCACUCGGAGGAGGCAGGAUGGGACCCAGGAUGCUUUGCUUUUUCGUGUUAGUCUCCAUGGGGGCAUCAGAGUUGGAAGAACACUUUGAUCCAGCCAAGUGUCGGUAUGCACUCGGCAUGCAGGAUCGUACCAUUCCAGAUGAAGCUCUCUCGGCAUCAAGCUCCUGGUCUGAUUCAACCGAUGCAAAACACAGCAGGUUGGCACUGAGUGAGGGCGAUGGAGCUUGGUGCCCUGCAGGACCUGUCUUCCCCAAUGAUGCAGAGUACCUGGAGAUAGACCUGCACCGGCUGCAUUUCCUAACCUUAGUGGGGACGCAGGGUCGCCAUGCAAGCGGCCACGGCAAGGAGUUUGCUCGGGCAUAUCGGCUCCAUUACAAGCGCGAUGGGCACCACUGGAUGCCUUGGCAUGACCGGUGGGGCAAUGAGGUGAUUUCAGGGAAUGAAAAUACCGAUGAUGUGGUGUUGAAGGAUCUGGGGCCUCCCAUCAUUGCCCGGUACGUCCGCUUCUACCCCCGUGCAGACCGUGUCAUGAGCGUCUGCUUGCGAGUGGAGCUAUACGGCUGUGUCUGGAAAGACGGCCUUCAAUCCUAUACGGCCCCUUUAGGCCAGAUCAUGCCUUUGGUCCCGGAGCCGGUCUACCUGAAUGACUCUACAUACGAUGGGCCCAGUGUCAGCAAGUUACUCUUCGGGGGCCUUGGCCAGUUGGCGGAUGGGGUGGUAGGACUGGAUGACUUCACCCAAACCAAAGAGCUGCGUGUUUGGCCCGGGUAUGACUACGUGGGCUGGAGCAAAAGCUCUUUUCCUGAUGGCUUCGUCAAGAUGGAGUUUGAGUUUGACCAAGUCAGAUCCUUCACGUAUAUGAAGGUUCACUGCAACAAUAUGCACACACAUGAUGUGAGUGUCUUCCGGCAGGUGGACUGCCUCUUCAAACACAGCCUAGCCACAGCUUGGGAGCCUGUACCUGUCUCUCAACAGUUUGCGGUGGAUGUAAGGGACCCCAGUGCCCGCUCCCUCACUGUGCCCCUGCAGGGACGAAUCGGCCUCUUUGUCCAGUGCCAUUUCCAUUUUGCUGGCGAGUGGAUGCUCUUCAGUGAAGUUGCCUUUCUCUCAAAUAUUGUGGAUGACCCUUCUCUUGCUGUUUCAAGUCACUAUCCAGCAGUGGUGGCCCCACCUCGCCCUUCAGGCCGCAACGUUCCCAUCUCUCCAGCUCUUGGUUCUGCGCUCAACGAGAAAGCUGAUGUCACUUCGAACCUCACCCAGGCAGGCCUUGAGGGCGAAGGAGAAGCGAAAUCUGGCCAGCCAAUUGCCAAGGAUGACAACAGCAACACCUCCAUCUUGAUUGGCUGCUUGGUGGCCAUCAUCCUACUUCUCCUGGUUGUCAUAUUUCUCAUUCUCUGGCGUCAAUAUUGGCAAAAGAUUUUAGGAAAGGCUCAACGCCGCAUCUCUGACGAUGACCUCACUGUCCACCUCUCUGCCCCGAAUGAUACUAUUGUCAUCAACAACACAAUGGGCUCCAACCGGCACUCCAACCGAUACGAACGCAUCCUUUCGGGUGAAACAGAAUACCAGGAACCCAACAGGGCACGCAUGAAACUCCCAGAUCUUCCUCACAGUGCCGAGAAUUCUGCUCUGCUGCUCAGCAACCCGGCUUACCAUCUCCUCCUGGCCACCUAUGCCCAGCCAAUGGGAAGGCCUGCUUUCCCGCCACCCAACCAGGUUAAGCCAAUCAACACUAAUGCAUGUGGGAUUGACUAUAUGGAACCAGAAAUGGCAGCCGGCCAGCCAGGCUUCCAGAACAAUGUGCCGCAUUAUGCCGAAGCCGACAUCAUCAACUUGCAGGGAGUGACUGGGGGAAACACGUAUGCUGUCCCUGCUGUUGCAGUGGAUGCCCUUGCUGGCAAGGACAUGGCAGUAGGCGAAUUUCCCCGGGAACGACUGAUCUUCAAGGAGAAGCUGGGUGAAGGACAGUUUGGAGAAGUCCACUUGUGUGAGGUGGAGAACCCUCAAGAUCUGCCAAGCUUAGAGUUCCCUUUCAAUGUGCGCAAAGGCCGCCCUCUGCUGGUGGCUGUGAAGAUUUUACGCUCUGAUGCCACGAAGAAUGCCAGGAAUGAUUUCCUGAAGGAGGUGAAGAUCAUGUCUCGCCUGAAGGACCCUAACAUUGUGAGGUUGCUGGGUGUGUGUGUGCGAGAUGAUCCCCUGUGUAUGAUCACAGAAUACAUGGAGAAUGGUGACCUCAACCAAUUCCUGAGUGGACAUGAGCUGGAAGACAAGCUGGGUGGUAGCCCCGGUGGGAAACCAACCAUCAGCUAUCCCACUCUGGUCCAUUUAGGGGCUCAAAUAGCCUCAGGGAUGGCUUUUCUUGCCUCCCUCAAUUUUGUGCACCGGGACCUGGCGACCCGAAACUGCCUGGUGGGCGAAGGCUUCACCAUCAAGAUUGCAGACUUCGGCAUGAGCCGGAACCUCUAUGCUGGGGAUUACUACCGCAUCCAGGGCCGAGCAGUGCUUCCGAUCCGCUGGAUGGCCUGGGAGUGCAUUCUCAUGGGUAAGUUCACGACCGCCAGUGACGUCUGGGCAUUUGGGGUGACCCUGUGGGAGAUCCUCAUGCUGUGCCAGGAGCAGCCUUACAGCCAACUCACGGAUGAAGCGGUCAUUGAGAACGCCGGCGAGUUUUUUCGGCAUCAGGGCAAACAGGUCUAUCUUUCCCGUCCUCCUGCCUGCCCCUUGGCUGUCUAUGAGAUGAUGCUGAGAUGCUGGGCACGAGAAGCCAAGGACCGUCCAUCGUUCCAACACCUGCACUGCUUCUUGGCUGAAGAUGCCCUCAAUAUGGUGUGAACCAGUCUAGCACUGGCUAUCAGAGGCUGUGUUAAGAAGUUGGGCAGCACCAUAGAGACUGCUGGGGACAGGGUGUGGCUCAGGGGAUAUCAUGCUCUAUAGUAUCUCUGGGGGAUAUCUGGUUGUUCACCCUGGCCCAGCCUUUGCCCAUCCAUGUCUCACCUCAAACAUGUGGUUCUCUUUCUCCCCUCAUUUUCUUUUGCCUAGUCAUCUCUAACUAACUUAUUCCAUCUCAGGAUCCAAAAUUAUUGUUCUGAGAUCCUUACCAAACAGUCUGUUUUCCACUCUGUUAACCUAUAUUUCUCCUUGCCCUAAACCAGUCUGUUUCAGCUUUAAACCACCUUGGGGCCUUCCUGGUGGGUCUAGAAUGACAAUUCCCAAAGUUCCCAGCUAGUAUUUAUCAACGCAGAGUAAGCCACUGGGGGCCCUCCAUGUGUCUGGGCUGUCCCAAAUUCCAUGAAGAACCUUUGCAGCAAAGGGCAGUUGUAGUCCAAAACAUCUGGAGGACAUUAGAUUGUCUCUAGCCAGAGACCAUGUUGGCUAAAAAGACUUAGUUACAGACUCAACACAUCUGGGAGACACCCAGGCGAGGGAGCAGCUCUGUCUGAUCUACUCCUGCUCAUCCUACCUUAAUCUGAACAAAUAUUUCAUUACUUGUUCUUCUGAAUGUUUCUUCUCUUGCGUCAUUCUAGGUCUUCCUUCUGUCCUAUGAUCUCCAGGUUCUCAGGGUGAGCUGAGCCUCCCUAAGAAAGCAGGGUUAGUGGCGAGGUGAUUUCCUGAAGCUCUCUUUCUCCAAUCUCCUUCCUUCAGCAUCAAAACAGGCACAGUGUAAUGUUCUCAUUGCUGCCAUCGUGUCUUCCACAUCCAUUCAGUGCUAGCAGCUGUGUGUGUUGGUGUCAUGCAGUGGGCUGUGAACCUGAAAAAUCUCCUUCCCAAUUGCUCAUCAGACCCAUCACUGGGUAGCCCUAGACUUCAGCCCCUCAUUGGGAACUUGAGGAGAGGAUAUUAAUGCUGGCUUAUUAGCAGGGGUUCGUAAGGAUUGCUGCAGUAACGUACAUGCACUUUUUGAACCAUCAAGCUUAGUGCGACCUGUGCUUUGUGCCAUCUUGAAUAUUACCACUUUUUUAAAAUACCCUGCAAUUCUCACCUUUGGUACUCCAGAGUAAUUGUGGGGCAGCACUCUCCCCACCUCCCUCUAGCUUGCCAACUUAGAUCUGGGGGAUUUGAAUGCUCUUUAAUGGGAUCUUCACCAGACAACCACCCUGGAUUUAUACAUGAAGUUGGGGUGUUUGUUCCACCCACUGAGUUGAGAGCCCUUCCUUCCUUCCCUCCUUCCCUCCUUCCCUCCUUCCUUCCUUCCCUCCUUCCUUCCUUCCUUCCUUCCUUCCUUCCUUCCUUCCUUCCUUCCUUCCUUCCUUCCUUCCUUCCUUCCUUCCUUCUCUAACGUUUUUCCUGUAUGUGACUUCAAACUGAGCUGAACAAAUCUCUUUUCUGGUUAAGGGUUGGAUUCAUGCACAGCAGCCUGUGCAACGUGGCAUCCAAAGCUCUCUGUGCAGCUUACACAAAGAUGGUGGGUGCUGGUCUGGGGGCUUGGCUGGGAACAUGGGAGUUGCAGUCCGUCACAGCUGGGGGGGGGGGGCAUAAUGUUAGGGAAGGCUAGCCUGUACUGUGAUUCAGUAUCAUUAAGGGAGGGGGGAAGGUGAUGCGUACUGGAUUUUUUCCCCCUUGCAUGAGGAGGCUCACACUGUUAACCUUGGAGAACUCUGUAGGGUUCCACUGUCUGAGUCUGUUGUCUUUCUGCGAAGGUGUUUCUCUCUCCCUCUGUACUUCUCUGUGAAGGUCUGCAUGUGUCGAAGGGGAUCCUUUGGACCUUUGGCAGACUCCAUUUGUGGGGGCCGCGUUUCCGACUUUAGAUUCAUGGACUGACACUGGCAAAAUAACGAGGACCAUCUGGUCCAAGCACACUGGGAUUAAGUAAGCACUGGAUGUUUGGAGAAGCUGGAAGAAGGGGCUUCAAAGAUACUUCACAAAUCCAUGACUGGCCAGGAGAUAGCUGGUCCUGGCUGUUCUCAAGAGGUGGACAAGAAAAAGAGGCAGGAGCCAAGACUGGCCAGAUCUGAUGUGGCACCGACUGGACUUUGGGCUGGAUGUGAUCAUGGACUGAAAAGAACUGAUGCUGGUUCCUCAUAAGGGCUGGUUGCCAUUCCGCAUCUCAUGGAUCCGUCCCAGUUGAGGACUUGGCCCUGUUCUUCGUACACUUGUUUGUUUUCCUUUUCCUGGAGACUUGAGGUGACAUGAUUGUAGAUACUGUACUGUAUAAAAGUGUGGUGGGAAAGAUGCACUUUUCCAAAGUAAGCAGAAGAGUUGGGCAAUCAGUGUGUGUGUGUUGUUUUCUCCUGUGAUUCCAUGAUAGAGAUGCCACCAGAAAGUGUCCUGGAAGUUAGCCACGGCAUCUGCGCACGUGUCUACCUGUGAUCUGGGUUGGAUCACACCGGGCAACUUAGGAUAGGUAACCAAUGCAAUAAACUGCUGAGCCCAAUAUCUUGCUUGGUGGGAAAGAGAGGAAAAUAUACUUUCUUUUUAACCCCCAAAUGUUGUUUAAUGUCUUAAGCAAUAAAUAUAUUUUAUUAAGUAAUUCA
Candoia aspera is the source of this 5662-nucleotide messenger RNA. RefSeq names its product discoidin domain receptor tyrosine kinase 1 (gene DDR1). Gene Ontology annotation, molecular function: ATP binding; protein tyrosine kinase collagen receptor activity; collagen binding. Lineage: Eukaryota; Metazoa; Chordata; Lepidosauria; Squamata; Candoiidae. Gene Ontology annotation, biological process: positive regulation of kinase activity; protein phosphorylation; multicellular organism development. Gene Ontology annotation, cellular component: signaling receptor complex; plasma membrane. The record is from RefSeq and is a predicted model, not a curated record. The coding region runs from base 210 to 3023 and encodes 937 amino acids. The transcript has 18 exons.